This is a messenger RNA of Fomitiporia mediterranea MF3/22, 1653 nucleotides long. RefSeq lists its product as uncharacterized. Gene Ontology annotation, molecular function: ATP hydrolysis activity; ATP-dependent protein folding chaperone; ATP binding. Gene Ontology annotation, biological process: protein folding. Bases 25 to 1599 code for a protein of 524 amino acids. Gene Ontology annotation, cellular component: chaperonin-containing T-complex; cytosol. Lineage: Eukaryota; Fungi; Basidiomycota; Agaricomycetes; Hymenochaetales; Hymenochaetaceae. The transcript has 7 exons. The record is from RefSeq and is a predicted model, not a curated record.
CUGUUCUGAGUACUGCAUACCACAAUGUCUGUCAACAUUUUCGGCCAAGAGGCAACAGAGGAGAAAGCAGAGACUGCGCGUCUCUCUUCGUUCGUCGGUGCUCUAGCUGUCGGCGACCUCGUGAAAUCAACACUUGGGCCAAAGGGCAUGAACAAAAUUUUACAAUCAGGCUCGACAGGAGAUAUCAACGUCACAAAUGAUGGAGCUACGAUCCUCAAAUCAAUUCAACUGGAUAACGCGGCCGCAAAAAUUCUUGUGAAUAUCUCAAAAGUGCAGGACGAUGAGGUUGGGGAUGGCACGACGAGUGUGUGUGUCCUUGCGAGUGAACUGUUGCGUGAGGCGGAGAAGUUGGUGAUGGCGAAGAUUCAUCCGCAGACGAUUGUGGAAGGUUAUAGGAUAGCGAGUGCUGCUGCGUUGGAGGCGCUUGAGGAGGCUGCGGUUGAUCAUUCUUCAGAUCCUACUACGUUCCGUGAAGACCUUUUCAACAUUGCGCGGACAACCUUGUCUUCAAAAGUUUUAUCUCAGGAUAAAGAUUAUUUCGCAAACCUUGCUGUUGAUGCUGUGCUUCGAUUACAGGGUUCGACGGAUCUAGAACAUAUUCAGGUCAUAAAGAGAGUCGGAGGAAAGCUGACUGACUCAUAUCUUGAUGAGGGAUUCAUUCUGGACAAGCAGAUCGGUGUUAAUUGCCCGAAGCGACUCGAAAAUGCGAAGAUCCUCAUUGCUAACACCUCAAUGGACACGGAUAAAAUCAAAAUAUUCGGCGCACGAGUGAAGGUCGACAGCACUGGGAAGCUUGCCGAGUUAGAACGUGCUGAACGUGAAAAAAUGAAGGACAAAGUAAAAGCAAUCGCUGCACAUGGUAUCAACUGUUUCAUCAACCGACAGUUGAUCUAUAACUAUCCUGAAUCUCUUUUGGCUGAGCAUGGCAUUUUGACGAUUGAACAUGCGGACUUUGAAGGUGUUGAGAGGCUUUCGCUCGUAACUGGUGGAGAAAUUGCAAGUACAUUUGAACAGCCGGAUAAGGUGAAGCUUGGUCGAUGCGAACUCAUCGAGGAAAUUAUGAUUGGCGAGGACAAGUUGGUCAAGUUUUCUGGUGUCGCAGCCGGCCAGGCAUGUACUGUCGUAUUGCGUGGGUCGACCACGCAGAUGGUUGACGAGGCGGAGCGAUCGCUUCAUGAUGCUCUCUCUGUGCUCAGCCAGACUGUCAAGGAGACCCGCGUAACUCUGGGAGGUGGAUGCGCUGAAAUGCUGAUGAGUUGCGCGGUAGAGGCAGCUGCUCGCCGUGUUGCGGGUAAAAAAGCGAUUGCUGUCGAGUCUUUCGCUCGAGCUUUGCGUCAGAUCCCAAUCAUCCUGGCAGACAACGCUGGCUUCGAUUCAAGCGAUCUUGUCAGUCGUCUGCGCGCGGCACACUAUAAUGGACAACGAGAUGCGGGCCUUGAUAUGAACGAAGGGUCAAUUGCUUCUAUGCGAAGACUUGGAGUAACAGAGAGUUACAAGCUCAAACGGCAGGUUGUGAUCAGCGCUAGUGAAGCAACGGAGAUGAUUCUAAGGGUUGAUACCAUCCUGCGCUCUACUCCAAGAAGACGUGAGGCUAUGUGAUUGUAGUGUAGUGGUAGAUAAUUGAUAGAAUCGCAAAAUAAAAGUCUGUGCCAG